Melampsora larici-populina 98AG31 is the source of this 1494-nucleotide messenger RNA. RefSeq lists its product as uncharacterized. NCBI's taxonomy places the organism in Eukaryota, Fungi, Basidiomycota, Pucciniomycetes, Pucciniales, Melampsoraceae. The record is from RefSeq and is a predicted model, not a curated record. The coding region runs from base 1 to 1494 and encodes 497 amino acids. The transcript has 5 exons.
AUGAAACGGCCACAUCUUCAUUGUUCUACUCAAUACCCAAUGGUUUUGAUACGCCCCAUUCGUUUCUUGCUCUUCCACCUAUCUCCCUGUCAAAACCGGGAUGUAGAGUCCAAAGUGGAUACGGAGAUUAAUCAAGAGCAAUUGAUCCCUAUGAUGAACUCGUUUGGUGUCGCCCCAAUGCUCGACAAAAUCCCUUUUUUUCCUCCGAACGAAUCAAACAGUGCCGAUAUCCGAUUCUCAGAUUUCAACUCUGCGGUUCAUUUUCUUCGUCUCCGAUUGCUAGGCAAAUCUUGGAAUAUGGCAGUAUUACAAUAUGUCUAUAACUCAUUGCUCAUUAUGAAGGCCAUCAACGCGCGAAAACUGGUGAUUAUGUGGAAAACUCCGGCGUUCAUGACGAGCACAUUUCGGUUGUCGAAUCUUGGCUUAACUAAUAUUCACUAUGUCGCUGAUUGUGUUACGGUCGGUGGUCAUCAAUUACCGAGUUUCAACUAUCAUUAUACCAGAGAUGUGGCUUUAUACGAUAUCAGUGGCCUUAUGAUCCCAAUUGAUGUAGUGGAGGAUCUCAUUACUUUGUGUGGCAAGACUUUAUUAAGUCUUCGUUUAGGUUUUUUUGCUGCAAUGGGUUUCUCCGCUGGAAUGAUAAGUGGCUUGGGACGUGUUCGUGGUCUCGAGGUAUUGAUCAUAGAUGGUAGCCGCAUGCGAAACACUAUUAAUGACUGCAAUUCAUUGCGAAAAUUUCUGAGCUCGUGUCCUACCUUACGGUCUCUUUCGAUUCAAUGUGCUUCUCUCGAUAGUCUGACUGUACAGAAUGAUUGUUUGCCAAACCUGUGUCACUUAUGGGUAGAAUGUGAUCGUAAGAAUGUUGACGCGAUUACUGAAUUCUGUCGCACAGGUGGAAUGCACAUCAAUUUCUUGGAAUGCCUAACGCCUGAUGGGACAGAGCAAUCAGGGCAAUUAAUUAUGGCUUUGAAAGACUCAAUCGAAAUCUUGUUUUUUAACUGCAUCUCGGAUGAUUUACCUAUUGAUAUAUGCACCUUCACGUUUCCCCGUCUCCGGGUUAUCCGAUGCUCAGGAUGGAAGUCUUUCAAAUAUAAUUUAUUUUGGCUGCAAGGUGGUUUAUUUGAUGAGAUGGAAUUAUUGAUCACCGAUUAUUCCAAUGGUAGCAAGUAUUGGCGCAAGGCUUUGAAGCGGGCGGACAUUCAUACGGUUAGGAAACCUACAAAAUUCAAAUAUAUAGUUUUUACUACUUGGCAUGGUUGUGAGGAGGAGGAUGCAGAAUUAGUGCGCCUAUGCGCUGACUUCGGAAUCAAAUGUUUAUUUAGGCAUGUGUUAACAUAUAAGCAACUAUUGGAUUAUAAAUUUUUUUUUGGCGAUAUCCUUGUAUCGGGAUGUUGUAAUCAGGAUCUGGUGCGGGUUGAUGGAACGUAUGAUUUACAAGACUUGUAUAUUGCAGACGUUAAUUCGUUUAUGAUUGCGACUUGUGUGCGUCGAUAA